Nicrophorus vespilloides is the source of this 1067-nucleotide messenger RNA. It is a transcript of the gene Unc50, whose product is annotated as protein unc-50 homolog. The transcript is spliced from 6 exons. The record is from RefSeq and is a predicted model, not a curated record. NCBI's taxonomy places the organism in Eukaryota, Metazoa, Arthropoda, Insecta, Coleoptera, Silphidae. Bases 197 to 955 code for a protein of 252 amino acids. Gene Ontology annotation, cellular component: Golgi membrane.
GUUGCGUAUAUUGUGAUAUGUUGUCAAAUGACGAUUGUACUUGAGAAUAAGUAAAUCAGAGUAAAUGGUAAUCAGUGUUUACCUGAAACUUUAAUUUGAUUGUUUCAGUUGGUGUUGAUUGCCUUGUGAAAUCCAAGUGGAAGAUACUUUUUGUAACGUUUAAUGGUCUGUAUUAGACCUUAAUAGAAACAUUAAGAUGUCCCACAAAAGGAAUUCCCUGCCCUUACCAGCAAAUCAACAUAGGGAUUGCAUGUCUGCAGCAACAAAAUGUUACAAAUACCUGAGACGCAUGCUGAAAUUCGAUCAAAUGGACUUUGAGUUCGCAUUCUGGCAAAUGUUAUACCUCUUCAUCUCACCACAAAAGGUUUAUCGGAAUUGUCAGUAUAGAAAACAAACAAAAUCACAGUUUGCAAGGGAUGAUCCUGCUUUCUUAGUAUUGUUUUCUGCCUGGCUAUGUGUUACAUCUAUAGGCUUUGCUGUAGCAUUACACUUGGGAUUUGUGCAGUUCCUAAACUUCUUGCUCUAUGUUAUUUUUGUAGAUUGCAUAGGUGCUGGUAUAAUAAUAGCAACAAUGUUUUGGUAUAUAUUGAACAAGUAUUUCAGGUUGAAUGAUCAUGACAAUGAUGUUGAAUGGGGUUAUGCCUUUGAUGUGCAUCUCAACGCGUUUUUCCCACCUUUGAUUAUCUUACAUUUUUGUCAACUGUUCUUUUACAAUGGUUUGAUCAGUCACGAAUGGUUUGCGUCGAGGUUUUUGGGAAACACGUUCUGGUUAAUAGCUAUAUGCUACUACAUCUACAUUACAUUCCUUGGUUAUAGCUCAUUGCAUUUCCUACAUAGGACUCAGAUCAUACUUGUACCCAUACCUUUGGCUCUGAUAUUCUAUGUUGUGAGCAUUGGUGGAGGAUUUAACAUUACCCAUUAUUUAAUGACGUUCUAUAGGGAUAGAGUAGUUUAAUUUAUUAAUAACCUGUAUUUUUAUUAUGCCAAGAAUGAAUGUAACAUUGUACAAUUAUCGAGUUGAUUUGUUCCUCUUCCUUGUUGGAUGGCCCUCUAUACAGAUCAUGUUG